This is a messenger RNA of Spinacia oleracea (spinach), 3582 nucleotides long. Its product is annotated as probable LRR receptor-like serine/threonine-protein kinase At1g53430. The transcript is spliced from 24 exons. Gene Ontology annotation, biological process: protein phosphorylation. The record is from RefSeq and is a predicted model, not a curated record. NCBI's taxonomy places the organism in Eukaryota, Viridiplantae, Streptophyta, Magnoliopsida, Caryophyllales, Amaranthaceae. The coding region runs from base 129 to 3182 and encodes 1017 amino acids. Gene Ontology annotation, molecular function: protein kinase activity; ATP binding; protein binding.
UCAAAAAAACUGCUUUAAAUUCAUCGUCACUCUCUCUCUCUCUCUCCCCUUUUGUCACUCUUCUUCUCCAUCAUCAAACCGAACCCUCUCUUCAAUGGCGGCUUCGUAGUUGAACUUCAUCUCUAAAAAUGGCGCCAUUUUUCUUCACUUCUCUCUUAUUCUUUCAAUUAACUUCACUUUUCAUCAUUUUCUUCACUAAUUUCGGAUCCGACGCUCAACUCAUCCCUCAAAUUGAAGUGAAAACUCUGGAAAUAAUAUCUCAAAAAUUGGAGAAUACAUACUGGAAAGUCACUCAAAAUUCCUGCAGUGAUGGAGGUCGAAGCUUCAAUAUAAGCAUCGGUGUCAACAUUUUAAGCAACGUUACCUGUGAUUGUUCAUUUAACAGCGGCAAGAUUUGCCAUGUCACACAUAUCCAGUUGAAGGGUCUAAAUCUUACUGGAUCUUUGCCUGAAGAAUUCGGAGACCUUACUCAGCUGCAAGAAAUUGACCUCUCUAGAAACUAUGUUAAUGGAACGAUCCCUAAAAGUCUGUCGAAGAUCCCACUUGUCACUUUAUCACUGUUGGGGAACCGGAAUACUGGUCCCAUUCCGACAGAAAUUGGACAAAUUUCCACCCUAGAGGAGUUGAUCUUGGAAGAUAACCAACUAGGAGGACCAUUACCCAAGAGCCUUGGAAAUUUGAAAAGUUUGAGAAGAAUGGUGCUUGCUGCAAACUUUUUCAAUGGCACGAUACCUGAAACUUUUGUCAAUCUGAAGAACCUUACCGAACUAAGACUCAGUGGAAACGUGCUAUCUGGGAAGAUACCUGAUUUUCUUGGCAAUUUAACAAAUCUUAACUCAAUUGAUAUUCAAGGCACUUCAUUGGAGGGGCCUAUUCCGUCUACCAUAUCCAGUUUGACAAAUUUGACAAUUUUGAGAAUUUCAGAUAUCAAUACUAGAAGUUUUCGCAUCACUUUCCCAAACCUGACAAACAUGGCGAAUCUACAAUAUCUGGUACUGAGGAACUGCUCAAUUACUGGUUCAAUCCCUGAUGUUAUUGGAACCUUGGCAAACUUGAAGCUUAUGGACCUCAGUUACAAUCAGUUGAGUGGUCAAAUUCCACAGUCAAUGGAAAACUUGCGAAGACUUGAAAAUCUGUUCCUUACAAACAACUCAUUUUCCGGGACAUUACCAAGUUGGAUAUUAAACAGCAGGCAUAACUUCGAUGUGUCUUAUAACAAUUUCACAGGCUCAUCUCCAGCUAGUUGUCAGCAGUCAAACGUGAACCUUGUUGCUAGCUAUUCAUCUGCAAAGAGCAAUUCAGUAAAUUGGUGCUUGAGGAGGGACCUUCCAUGCUCCAAUAAGCCUCAAUAUUAUUCAUUGUUCAUCAAUUGUGGUGGAACUAAGUUGAGUUUCCAAGGGAAUAAUUAUGACGAGGAUUCUUCUCCUGGAAGCCCUUCCACUUUCUUCGCUGAUGGUGAAAAGUGGGCUUAUAGCAGUACUGGAGCUUUUCUUUAUGAUGACAAUGGCAACUUUUUGGCAAUGGAAACAUCCAACCACAAUGUGACAGGCAUUUACCAAACAGCUCGCUUGGCACCAUUAUCACUUAAAUAUUAUGGCCUUUGCUUACUACAAGGAAGUUACAAAGUGAAACUCCACUUUGCAGAGAUAAUGUUUUCUGAUGGACAGAAUUUUGGCAACAUUGGCAGGCGUUUUUUUGAUGUAGCAAUACAGGGGGAUGUAAAGCUUAAGGACUUCAAUAUUGAAAGUGAAGCUGGAGGGGUAGGCAAGGCGGUAGUUAAGGAGUUUGAUGUCAAUGUAACUGGGAGUACUCUUGAGAUUUACUUAUACUGGGCUGGAAGAGGAACUACAGGUUCUCCUGACAGAGGUGUAUAUGGACCUCUUAUAUCUGGGAUUGCAGUAACACCUAACUUCAAAGUUAACCAAGGGUUGUCUGCUGGAGCCAUUGUUGGAAUCGUGCUUGCUUCUUGUGCCAUUCUUGUACUAGUCCUGGUAGUUCUAUGGAAGAGGGGUUACUUUGGUGGGAAAAGCGAAGAAAAUGAAGAACUCCGAAGGCUAGGUACGGGAUAUUUUACCUUGAGGCAAAUUAAAACAGCAACUGAUGACUUUGAUCACAGAAACAAAAUAGGUGAAGGAGGUUUUGGGCCUGUGUUCAAGGGUGUACUACCAGAUGGUAAAGUGAUUGCUGUGAAGCAGCUUUCUUCGAAAUCUAAGCAAGGGAAUCGUGAGUUUGUGAAUGAAAUAGGCAUGAUCUCUGCUCUCCAACACCCGAACCUAGUGAAGCUUUAUGGGUGUUGUAUUGAAGGAAAAGAGCUGUUGCUCGUAUAUGAAUACAUGGAAAACAACUCCCUUGCCCGCGCACUGUUUGGUAAAGAGAACCAGAAGUUGCACUUGGACUGGCAAACAAGAAAGAGGAUAUGCUUGGGAAUCACAAGAGGGUUAGCAUAUCUUCAUGAGGAGUCAAGACUCAAGAUUGUUCACAGGGACAUUAAGGCAACAAACGUGUUGCUUGAUAAAGACUUGAACGCUAAAAUAUCAGAUUUCGGUUUGGCAAAACUCGACGAAGAUGAAAAUACCCAUAUUAGCACGAGAAUUGCCGGAACAAUAGGUUAUAUGGCCCCUGAAUACGCAAUGAGAGGGUAUCUAACAGAUAAGGCAGAUGUAUACAGCUUUGGGGUUGUCGUACUUGAGGUUGUGAGUGGAACUAGCAACACAAGUUAUAGGCCAAAGGAAGAGUUUGUUUAUCUUCUUGAUUGGGCCUAUGUGUUACAAGAACAAGGAAACCUCUUAGAGCUUGUGGAUCCAACUCUUGAGUCGAGUUACCCAAAAGAUGAAGCAUUGAGAUUGCUGAAUAUAGCUCUUCUAUGUACAAAUCCAUCUCCUAGUCUUAGACCCGCAAUGUCUUCAGUUACAAGUAUGAUUGAAGGCCAAACCCCGAUCCAAGCACCAAUUGUGAAACGUAGUGGGGCAAACGAUGAUUUAAGGUUUAAGGCUUUCGAAAGACUGUCACAAGACAGUCAAACUCAUGUGUCAGGGAGCUCGAUGUCUAGCCAAGUGCAGAGGAGCAUAUCUAUAGAUGGUCUUUGGUCAGACACUUCAGUUUCCAUGCAAAGCAAGGAUGGGAUCACUGAAAUGUCUGUCUCAACUUCAAGGCUACUUCCUGAUGAUGUAAAGCUAGAGUAACACUACCAAUUAUUACUACACUCAGUUUGGUGGGUUGGUGCCUGUCGUUGCUGAGCCGUGCCAUAGCCACAAAGCACAUCAAGGUGCUGCUCAUAAAUCAUAAUUACUGCAAGUGGAGAGAAGAAAGCUCAUGAAAUAGUUACUCAUCUGGAAUUUUGAUUUCUGUAACAUGAAAGAUGGUGGGCAUUUAACUUGAUACCCACUUGGUACUCUUAUUCUGUAGCAUUGUACUUAAAGGAAUAACACAGUAUAAGAUUUCUGGAUUCUCUGAACCUUUGAGAACUCAUUCUUUAUCAAAGGACUGGACACACCAGUGGAUAUGGUUGUUUUCUUUUCUUUUUUUGAAUUCUUGCGAUAAUUCAAGUAAAACUGUUUUUGAAAUUGUAGAAAGAUUUAAACC